CAAAGAUGGCGGACUAGCUGACAUAAUAGUGUCACGAUCUUUUUUAUAUGAUAGACGUUUUAACACAUUGAAGUGUUGUGGAGGGAAAUAAGAAAAUCUAGAUAUGUUGAAUAGCAUGUUGCCUARUACUCUAUACUGAUUUUCCACAAUGAAUGCACUACUGAGAGGGGUUUUUGGCCAUUCAAAGAUUUCGUGCWAUCCUMAGUUAGKAAGAGGUUAUCAUUCUAUUUGGCGGUCAUUUGACACUAGAACUUUAAGCACGGCAUUUAUGCACCAACUAAAACGAUUGGACAAGUGUGAAGCUUCAUAUUCCGUUUGGAAGAGAUCAUUUAGKGCCUAUACAACAUCUCUUGGCAAGAUAAAUAGAAAUAGCCGUCAAUUGUUUGUUUAUUCAUUAUAUCCACUGUUAAAGCAUGGAGCUGGAAAUGAAGGGUUUUAUAGAUUGUUUUCAACAAGUUUUCAGAGGGCAUCUCAAGAAAAUCCUUCUAAUAAACCCAAGGAGAAUGAACCUAAAUUAGGAGAAGAUCCUAAUCAAGGAGGUUGGAUCCAGAUUCUUCCAUGGAUAGUUUUAGCAGCAUUCUACUUACUAACAGCAGGWACAGAUCCAACACCAGAAACAACAUGGACAACAUUUUAUAGAGAAAUGCUAUCAAAYGGAGAGGUUGAACAUUUAGAGGUCCCUGCAUCACAAGAUAAAGUAUAUGUAUUCUUACACAGGGGAGCAUUGGUAGCAGGAAAAGAGGUCUAUUCUUAUGGACCACACUAUGUAUUUAGUAUUGCCAGCUUGGAUAGUUUUGAACAAAAAAUGACCCAAGCACAAAAAGAGUUAAAGAUUGCACCUCAGGAGUAUAUCCCAAUAAAAUACAGAGCACAAAAUGAACUUCUAUCUAGUUUACUGGGAGCAGCAACAGCAAUAGCCUUUAUAGGUUUAGCUUGGUAUUUGCUUGCUGGUAGAAGAGCACCAGGAGGUGGAAGUAAGGGUGGUAUUAUGGGAGCAAAUCCUUUUUCCAACUAUAUCAAGGCCAAGGCAACAGUAGUGAUGCCAGGAACAGGUCAUGGUGUUACGUUCAAAGAURUUGCUGGCAUGAAUGAAGCCAAGCAAGAAGUCAUGGAGUUUGUUGAUUAUCUUAAAUCUGCAACAAGAUAUACCCAGCUUGGUGCUAAGAUUCCUAAGGGAGCUCUUUUAGUUGGCCCACCAGGGACGGGCAAGACAUUGUUAGCCAAAGCAGUUGCUACAGAGGCUGAUGUUCCUUUCCUUUCAAUGGCUGGAUCAGAUUUUGUGGAAAUGUUUGCUGGUGUUGGRUCUGCUAGAGUUAGGGAUUUGUUUGCAAGAGCAAGAAAACUUUCUCCUUGUAUUGUGUACAUUGAUGAAGUUGAUGCCAUUGGYCGUUCAAGAAAGUCCACUCAGUCUAUGGGUGGGCACAAUGAGCAAGAAAAUACUUUGAAUCAGCUCUUGGUAGAAAUGGAUGGUAUWAAUACAGUAGAAGGUGUUGUCAUGCUUGCAUCAACAAAUAGAGCUGAUAUACUAGACCAGGCAUUACUACGACCUGGUCGCUUUGAUCGCCACAUUGCCAUAGACUUGCCAACUCUACCUGAAAGACUGGCAAUAUUUGAAGUCCAUCUGAAAAAGUUGACUCUUGGAAAACCCAUCAAAGAUUACUCCAGGAGGCUGGCUGAAUUAACACCAGGCUACAGUGGUGCUGAUAUUGCAAACAUCUGUAAUGAAGCUGCUUUGCAUGCUGCCAGGUUAAAUGAAAAAACUGUUGAUGUCAAAAACUUUGAGUAUGCRGUGGAAAGGGUCAUUGCAGGCAUGGAGAAACGCAGUAACACUAUGUCACCAGAAGAAAGAAAAACUCUUGCAUUUCAUGAGGCAGGCCAUGCUGUUGUUGGCUGGAUGCUUGAACAUACUGACCCAUUACUCAAGGUAUCCAUUGUUCCUCGUACUAACUCUACACUUGGUUAUGCCCAAUAUUUGCCAUCAGACCAGAAACUUUAUACCACAGAACAGCUUUUUGAUCGCAUGUGCUUAGCUUUGGGUGGAAGGGCAGCAGAAAGCAGGAUUUUCAGAAAAGUCACAACUGGAGCUGAAGAUGACUUGAGAAGAGUCACAGAUAUGGCCUACAGACAGAUAGUGACAUUUGGUAUGAAUGACCGGGUUGGAAACAUUUCUUUCCCUGUCAAGAGAUCUUCAGAGUUUGGCAAAAAGCCUUACAGUGAUCAACUGGCAUUGGUGAUUGAUGAAGAAGUACGUUUGCUAGUAGGACGAGCGUUUGUKAGAACACAAGAAAUACUGGACAAGAACCAUGACAAAUUACUCAAGUUAGCUGAAGCACUUCUUGAUAAAGAAGUACUGAAUUAUGACGACAUUGCAGUCCUGAUUGGGGAGUGUCCAUAUGGAGAUAAAAGACACAAAAUAGACUCCAAGACUACUGCAGACCCUUUCAACACAGAAAAACAGUUACCAAAUGUGUGAAUAUCUGUGAUAAUCAUCCUGAAACCCAUUUAAGUGGCAUAGAUGUUACCAUGUCUACAAUAACGAUUGUUGUAAAUAAAAUAAAUCAAAAACUGAUAAAGAUUAAAAAAAAAAUGAUAUAAAAAGUGA
Messenger RNA from Exaiptasia diaphana, 2602 nucleotides. RefSeq names its product paraplegin. Lineage: Eukaryota; Metazoa; Cnidaria; Anthozoa; Actiniaria; Aiptasiidae. The transcript is spliced from 19 exons. Gene Ontology annotation, biological process: protein-containing complex assembly; mitochondrial protein processing. Gene Ontology annotation, cellular component: m-AAA complex; membrane. Bases 149 to 2473 code for a protein of 774 amino acids. Gene Ontology annotation, molecular function: zinc ion binding; ATP binding; ATP-dependent peptidase activity. The record is from RefSeq and is a predicted model, not a curated record.